AUGCGCAUAACGUAUAUGGAUACCAUUCUUUUGGUUAUCGUUCUUAUUUCACAGACGGCAAGCAUUAGGUUUUACGUGCCACCGAAUGGUAAGAAAUGUUUGAAGGAAGAAAUACACAAGAACGUGGUUGUCACUGGGUCAUACGAAUUUGCCGAUACCACGGGCCAUAUUAGUUCUGUUCAUGUAACAGAUACUAGAAGUCACACAUUAUAUCAGCGGGAACGUUUCACUGAAACAAGUGGCAAGUUUGCAUUCACAGCUGACGAAUAUGAUAUCUUUGAAAUAUGCUUCAGUACACAUCUCCCACCAAAUGUUCGAGGUGGGAAUCGUGAAGUUUACUUGGAGAUGAAACGAGGCGUAGAAGCAAAAAAUUACGACGCAGUUGCCGAGGCAGAACAACUUAAACCAUUAGAAGUUGAAUUAAGGCGUUUGGAGGAUUUAUCCGAUUCAAUUGUUCAAGAUUUUGCUUAUAUGAGGCAAAGGGAAGAGGAGAUGAGAUCCACUAACGAAUCAACAAACAGUCGAGUAUUGUAUUUGAGUAUAUUUUCGAUGUUGUGCCUUCUCAGUUUGGCCAUCUGGCAGGUGCUAUAUCUUCGUCGAUAUUUCAAAGCCAAGAAACUGAUCGACUAG
Molecule: messenger RNA, 630 nt
Organism: Brugia malayi
Lineage: Eukaryota; Metazoa; Nematoda; Chromadorea; Rhabditida; Onchocercidae
Product: Transmembrane protein, putative
Exons: 5
Coding region: 1-630 (209 amino acids)
Biological process (GO): Golgi organization; endoplasmic reticulum to Golgi vesicle-mediated transport; intracellular protein transport
Cellular component (GO): Golgi apparatus; endoplasmic reticulum-Golgi intermediate compartment; endoplasmic reticulum
Source: RefSeq, a predicted model, not a curated record